Molecule: messenger RNA, 3781 nt
Organism: Parasteatoda tepidariorum (common house spider)
Lineage: Eukaryota; Metazoa; Arthropoda; Arachnida; Araneae; Theridiidae
Source: RefSeq, a predicted model, not a curated record
GAUUUUCGUAUCCAAUCGAGUUGAUAAAAUUCUAUGAUUUUCAGAAGCUAGUGAUUGGAAGUUUGUUCCGGGAACACAAAAUCCAGCGGAUUUGCCUUCAAGAGGUUGCACAGUUAAAACCCUAUUGAAGAGACAAUGGCACGAAGGAACAUCUUGGCUUAAAGAAUCAAGAGAAAACUGGCCUAAUUUUGAUCUAGUUCCUGAUGAAAAAAUAGUGUAUGCCGAGAAGAAGAAAAUCAUUGUAUCAUCUUUAAAUAUGAAAGAUGACGAAUUUUACAACAACAUAUCAUCCUACAAGAAAAUAAUCAGAAUUACAGGCUGGAUAUAUAGAUUUUUUGAAAAUUCCAGAGCAAGCAGUAAGAAAACAGGAAAAUUAUCUGUAGAAGAGCUUAUUAAAGCUGAACUCAAAAUCUUGAAAAGGGUUCAAGAAGACUCAUUCCAAGGCGAAAAAUUGAAGAGUCUGAAACUCCUGUCGAUAUUUACAGACGCUAAUGGACUUGUGAGAAUUAAAACAAAAAUCAUUAUGCGAGAAGACAAUGAAAACUUUAAAGUUCCAAUUAUUUUACCAUCUGAUCAUCAUGUUGUUAAGAGCCUUAUUUUACACAAACACCAAGAACUUGGACAUCCUGGAGUACAAUCUUUAAUGGUAGCUCUGAGAGAAGAUUAUUGGAUAUUAAAAGCUAGAAGAACUGUAAAAAAGGUACUGAAAACCUGCAUAACUUGUCAACGAUUUAAUGUGAAAAGACCUGAAAUACCAGAAGGAAUACUCCCGGAGGACAGAGUAAAAAACGCCUCAAUUUUUGAAGUUAUAGGAGUGGAUGUUGCUGGACCGUUGCUUACGAAGGACAACAAGAAAGUGUGGAUCGCAAUUUUCACCUGUGUGAUUUAUAGGGCAGUACACUUUGAACUAUUAACAUCACUUUCAACAGAUAAUUUCAUACUCUCCCUAAGAAGAUUUAUCGCACGCAGAGGACGUCCGUCAAUUAUCUACUCCGACAAUGGGACUAAUUUUAUUGGAACUAACAACUCUCUGAAGAAUAUCAAACUAGAAAGACUAAAGACAACCUUUUCUCCAAUUUCAUGGAGAUUCCUACCUCCGACUGCUCCAUGGUGGGGAGGAUUUUUUGAGAAGUUAAUAGGACUUUUGAAAAGAAUUUUGAGGAAGGUCCUAGGUCAUACAUCCUUAAAUUACCAGGAAAUUGAAACUGUUUUGUGUGAUUGUGAAAGCCAACUCAAUUCAAGACCUUUAACAUAUGUUAGCGAUGAUCCCGAAGAUUUAUGUCCUUUAACACCUGAUUUAUUCCUGAAAGACACUCGUACUAGUAGUACUACGGACUUGGAUAGAUUAAAGCUAACUGACAAGACGGAAUUAAACAAAAGACUUGUGUAUAGAAGAAGAAUGAUGACAGAUUUACGAGCAAGAUUCCGUAGUGAAUAUCUGAGUCAGUUACAUCAUAGACUGACAGUUCGAAAACCAACAUACCAUCCUAAAGUUGGAGAUAUCAUCUCGAUUUGGAAUGAUAAUCUCAAAAGAAUACAUUGGCCCUUGGGAAGAAUACUCUCAGUUUACACAAGUAAAGAUGGACUGAUCAGAAGUGCCAAAGUUAAGACCAAAUCCGGAAUUCUGAUCAGACCAAUUCAAAAUCUCUGCCGAUUAGAACUGGACGAGGAGAAUCUCAACAGCGAAGACCAGCUGCCAGAGACUUCCAAAGGUGAGCCAGAAAGACCAUCAUCGAACAUUCCUGAUUCCACUCCUGCUACUACCAGAGUUGGACGUGUUGUUCGCCCACCCUCCAGAUUUGGACAAUGAGUAUUGAGAUUCGGUUCAACAUGCUCCGAAACUCAAAAAGGGGAGUGUCCAAAACAGAAUACCAUUUUCCUUGCCAGAGGACAUACUAGUACGGAUAUAGAACUCUCUCUUAAGAACAAAAAUUUUUUGAGAGCUUUUGUGUUACUGGCGACCGAGAGAUCGUGUUGUUUUUUGUAGUGUUGUUUCGUUAAUAUGCACCUGUUAACUAAUUCGAAAGAGUAUUUCUUCUUGAGUAUGUGGUCAUUUCUUUUAAGAUUUAUUUUUUACGAACCGAACCGGGUAGAAGAACCAGGUAAGAAACCUUUUAUUGAUACCUGUUCUAUUGAAAUAGAAAAAGAAUUUUCUUUUUCGACAGUGAUAUGAUAUGGUCAAAUGGUGAAUUCUAAGUACCUUUAAAUUAGCAUUUAAACAUGUACGCGAAACAUCUCACAGAAACUAUGUUAAGUAUAAAAAUGCUAUGAAAUUUAACCGAAUGAAAAUUUAUUAAAUUAUAGAGUUUGAAAAUUGUUGUUUAAAAAAACAGUACUUAAUAUUAACUAAAGCUUAUUAAAUGCACAUUUUACAAUGCAAGUGCUUUUUUCAUUUCUAUGAGUUAUAUUAUGGGGAUAGGAGUGCAAAAAUUAAUCCUUAAAACACGCUUCUGAUUAUAUUGAUUUGUAUAUUCUGUAUCGCUGGUUUUUAAAUUAACUUUAUAAAAGACAAGUAUUUUGAAACAUUAAAAUAAAUCUCAUCCUUAAUUUAAGAACUUUUCGUCAUUGUUUAUUUCAGACUAUUUUAACUGGUGCUUUUUUUCAGUGUAGGUAUGCUAAUUGAACUUUCUUUAUUAAGUGUUUUCAUUUUAUUAAAUAUCUUAAGUAUUUAGUUUUAGGAUAUAAAAGAAAACAAAUACUUUUAUUUGCGUUUUAAUAAUAUUUCUUACUUAAUUUUUAAAAAAAUUUAGGAAAUAAUCUGAAACUAAAUAAACGUUUAACUUUCGGAAACAUUUCGGACUAGAGCUGGGUCUUCUAACAAUGAUGAAAAAAUAUUGAGAAUUUCUGUUCUAAUUGUUAUUUGUUUUGCUCAAAUAUUUCUUAAAUCAACAUAUAGAUUUUCUGCUUGAAAUAUUGUAAUUAAAGAUAAAAGCAAUUUUCUACAGCAUUAAGACAGCGAGACAAAACUUCAUUUAAAAUUCAGAUUAAUUUUCAAGAAUGAAUUAAGUGGUAAAGCCCUGGACACGUCAUCUGUCAGCAAUGUAAUUUUCCUUGUCAAAUUCUACAGUUUUAAGCAUGCUUGUAACAUUCUUGCCGACCAAAAUAUCGAAAAAACUACGUCGAGCUGAAAGAGAAAUUGUAGAAGAGGCAAUUUUAAAAUGCUUAAAUUUGAAGCGAAUAAGUUGAAUGAAAAAUUUGAGGAAAGUUUAAAUAGUGUCCCCUCGAAUUUUUACCUCUAAAUACCUCCCUGGUAGCAAAACGAUAUUAUUUAACAUUCGAAGGAUGCUAGAAAAUGUCUUCCAUCUCGAACUUUUAAAAUUUCAUUAUCUUUGGUCUAGCAUCACUUUUUUGGGGCACCUCAUAUUAUUAAUAACUAAAUAUUUAUUUGUGGUAGAAAACAAUAAAUUAAAAUAUUCCUUAUAAUAAAAUUUUUUAUCAAUGCAUUUUUAUGCCAGUUAAGGCACGAAAAUAUUAGUGGAUGUAAAAAACUUCUUCAACUGUUGUAACUUCUGUUUACAUCGUCUUUUCUCUCUUCCUGGACUCUCGGGUUUUUUUUAUGACUCUUUGAUUGUCAUUAUUUUCUUUAAAAUUUUCUAUUGGUUUGUGAGGCGGUUAAUCAUUUUAUAAAAUCAUUGAAAAAAGCGAUUUAUUGCUCUUGAAUAAAGGCAAGUGAACAAAAACUUGCUAUAAAAGGAGGACUGCAUCAAAUAAGUCUGCAAUUUUUUUUUACAGAUAAUAAUAAAUAAAAUAAAAGCAUAUAAUCCAAUUGUUGCUGUUUGGA